Messenger RNA from Phaedon cochleariae (mustard beetle), 4057 nucleotides. Lineage: Eukaryota; Metazoa; Arthropoda; Insecta; Coleoptera; Chrysomelidae. The record is from the annotation of a GenBank genome assembly.
GCGAGGCUGGCAAAGCUUCAGUGCACGCAACGUCCUCACUUAGACGAGUCGAGCGGGUACGAUCGAACACUGUUACAUAAAAUACAGCCCGACAUGUUCGGCAGAUCUUGAUCGAGAUUUUGGAGAUCGCUGGGUUACGAUCAUUUGAUUUGAUUUUUUUUUGGUGUUUGGUGAGUGUCAGUGUCUUGGACGAGCGAUGAUGUGGAGGAAUUUGUUGGUGGUAGCUGUGGCGGUGGUUGGCGUUUGGGGAAGGAAUAAGAGCCCGCUGAUGGACGAGGAGCAGACGAGGACCAGGAACAAGGCUGCAGAAUGCGUUUUUGGAAAACAAAUCAGAGAAUUGAGAUCCCAAUGGAUACCAGAUCUUGGAGUACCAAUCGGUGUACUUUACUGCAUGAGGUGUGAAUGUGUACCAUUCCAGCGGAAGAGAAGGAUCGUCGCCCGGGUGCAGUGCCGGAACAUAAAGAGCGAAUGCCCGGAGCCGACUUGCGACGAGCCUGUCCUGUUGCCCGGAAGAUGUUGCAAGAGUUGCCCCGAAGAUACCAACAACCCCGACAUGAUUCAGGAUAUCGUCUCACAGAACGUCAUCGAAGAAGAAGAGAAGAGCAUCAAACAUUUUGCAGCUCUGCUAACCGGUAGAUCGUCCCUGGAUCUGAAAAACAACAGCCUAAUGGAAGAAUUGAAUAAAAAUAACGUGGUUGCAACAGGCAGGUUCACUUUCCAUAGAAAAAACCUCCACUUCUCCUUCUAUAUCUCCGAGAAGGCUGCCAGACCUCGUGCCCUUCAUUUCAUGGACAGCGAGGGUAACAUCUUGGAGGAAUUCAUCUUAUCCCAUGCAGGUGGCUUCGUGAACAGUUUAUACCAAAACGCCACCAGAAAGGUUUGCGGCAUCUGGAGAAGACUUCCAAAAGACUACCGGAGACUACUAAAACAAGAAAAGAUGUACGUGGUAUUGAUUUGGGGCACCAAAGACACCGAGUUUACCCUCAGUGGCAAACUGACCCGCUAUGUGGCUCUAGCUAGUGAACAAUAUAGCUCUCUUCUAGAACCCGCUCCUGGAACUGAUUCUAUGAUGCUAGCUGGUGCUGGAGGUACAGCAAUCAUAUCUACCUCAUCUACUUUAUCUCCUUCUCUUCACUUAGCGAUAAUAUUUAAUGGCUUAUUCACUAGCACGGAAACCGUAGAGGUUCCUAUCAAUGUCAAGCUAGUAUUGGACGAAAAGAAGCAAGUAAUCCUCGAAGAGAACGUCAGAGUGUACAAGCCUGCGACAGAUCUCAACCUCUUGGAGUUAAGCUCGCCUGUGAGCCAAGCAGAUCUCCGAUCGUUAUCCAGAGGCAGGGUGUUCCUUACAGUCUCUUCUGUUUCCAAGCCAGAAGCGUUGAGUCUGAGCGGUAGUGUGAUUACUAAAGUGACUUGCGAAAUAUUCCAGACUACUCUGUCUUCGGAAAAGGACAGCCAAGACGGGUUUCCGGGUUUAGCUUGGAUGUACUUGAAUAACCAGGGAUCCCUUAUCUACAAUAUACAGAUUGAUAACCUAGUGUCUGAGCAGUACCACAUGAUUACUUUAGCCGAUACAUCUGGAAAAAAGAAAGCUGAAGUCUUGACCCCCUACUUCCAUAAUGGUUGGGCGAAUGGUACCGAGGACAGGGUUGUACACAAGAUUCUAGAACCCUUGUACAAUGGAAAGCUCGACGUGAAAAUAGCAGUUGCUAAUGACACCCUUCAUGGUCACCUCAACUCGAAGCUGGUAGCUGAUGCUAGGGAUGCCGCGUCACCUAUCUUAAUGAAGCGUGAGAACCAUACCCUGCCCUCUAACGUAGUGGGCUUGGCCUGGAUCUCCGUAGACAGUGACUGCAAUCUCCAGUACGAUGUUUCAAUUUCCGGAUUAGGACAUGAUAGAAAGCUCGUACUCUACAUGGAGAUGUACCCCAUCAUAGCACCGGGAGCUCCAUUCAUCUAUAAGCAACUUGAGGAAUUUGAAGGCAACCAGGUGGAAGGCAGUCCUAUCGAAGCCUUGACCAAGGAGGAGAUCGACAGAUUAGAUGGUGGAGUUAGCUUCAUCAAAAUCAAAGAUGCUUCGACCAAAGUAGUUCUGCUGUCUGCAACGAUUACCAAGAUGAAGCUUCCAUAUUCUUGCAUCAGACUUUCUUACAACGACAAUAACGUUCCGAUAUCUUUCGACCAUCCUCCAGACUUGAUGCCAACUGAAGACUGCUUCUUUGAAGACAAGUUCUACAAGAAAGACACCUCGUGGGUAUCUUCCAAGGACCCAUGCCAGAUGUGCUUCUGCCAGGAUGGAGCUUCAAAAUGCGACGUCAUGACUUGCCCAAAAAUGGACUGUCCACACGGCAACCUAACUUCAGUUAUAGGAGAAUGCUGUCCAAUUUGUAGGGAAAACGGACCGUCUAGAAAUGCCCAGAAAUGUCUUUUCAACGGGAUGAGUUACUCCCCUGGAAGCAAAUUUUACCCGUUCAUGAUACCCCAGGGAUUCGAAGUUUGCACCGAGUGUUACUGUGACCCAAAAAAAUCCGAAGUCAGUUGUCAUAGACUAGAUGAUACCGACAAAAGGUGUUGCAGAAACUGCCAGAAAACUACAGAAGUGGAAGACGAACCUUACUCGAUGUUGUGGAACAAGCAGAACAAGGAACGGGUGACUGUGAGGCCUGCUGGGGUUAUUCUGGAAGAGGGUGGUUGUAAGAAUUUGAACAAUCCCAAGGAGCCGUAUUCUAAUGGCAGCACUUACCAUCCCUUCAUUGCCUCUCUUGGAGAGUACAAGUGCAUCACCUGUAAAUGUCAUAGUGGUGUGUCAUCAUGCGAGAGGCAACGAUGUGAGUGGAAGCAAUGCAAAAAGAUGUUCGAACUGCGCAGACAGCGAAGAGCAAAAAAACAGCCCAUGAACAUGUCGGACUUUUGUUGCAAUUUGGGCGAGUGCAAGAAGCUAAGGCACAAAAAGAAGAUGGAGGAAAAAGCUGUCGCUUUGCACAAACAUUGAGGUCGGAAAUAGGAGAAGUAGAGAGAGAGCAAUUGUAUUCAAGGAGCUACAAAUGGACUUCAAGUCCGAGUUACCCCUGUACCAAAGAAGACUGAGACAGUUGAGAAAUGAAUUUAGAGCUGUCAUAUUUAUUUUAAAUGUUAGUUGUAUCGCUAAGGGUGCGUUUGAGGAAAAGGGUGUGGUCGAUUUAGUAAUUUUCAUUUUGGAAACGCGGGCCCUUUUCAAUCCUCCACCCUGCAGGGUUCUAUCAUUUUAUUUUCCUCCACUUUCAUUUACUGUAAAAUAUUUUUUGAGCUAGCUCAAGUAUUUUAUAGUCUGAUAAAAGAGGUACAAAAUCAAAUGAAAGUGACAUUGUAUAUAAUAUUUAAGUUUAGAUACAAGCAAAUUCAAACGGGCGAGAUUAUGUUGGAGUCGAGAUUUUAUUUAUUUAUAUUUUUCUAGUUGAUGUUGAGGUGGGUUCGUUUGAGUGAGCUUAUAAAACAACAUACUGUAAUUAGUUUAUAUUUAUUCGACAAAAUUUAUUGUUAAAAUAAUAAUUCUUAUUCCAUGGAUGUAGAGAACAGAUGGUUUCUUACGAGAUAGAAAUUCUCAAUACUCACAAGCAGUGAUGAGCAAAGAACAUUUCUUGAAUGGCCUAUAAAAUUUCUUCGUUGAUUCUUUCACUUGUAUACUUUUCUGAAAAGGAAUAUGUUUCAUCCAGACAUGGAAAAUAUUCCCAAAAAUUCACAGGGUUCACUGUUGAGUAUUUAUUUGGUGUUUAUUUAUGCAUCAACACUUUUACUUCCAUCACUGCUUAUUAGAGAUGAAGGCUGAAGUUUUUGGGAAAAAUUGAAAAAUUCGUUUUGUUGUAUAAUAUUUAUACCAUUAAGUUUUUUCGACAGUCACAUGGACCUAUCAUUUCAUGUUCCAUGUGACUUUUUGUUUUCAAUUUCUCCUAGCCAAGAAUGUUAUAGCUAAAAUAUCCGGGAUGUGAUUGCAAACAAUAUACCUAAGUACCUACUUAUCACAAUCGAUUUUUCUGUUUCCUGGAUAAAAUCCUAAGUCCCAAAAUUUGUCUACAAAUUUAGG